AGUCUCUCUCUCUCUCUCUCUCAUGGCUCUGGAAGCUUACGCAGUGGGAAACCCUGACAAAAUUCACCACGAUGUCCUCACAAAAGCUAGGGAAGCUUGCUACAAGGCUCGUGAUGCUUUCUACGCGUGCCUCGAGAAGGAAUCUGAUAAGAAGCCCACAGAGAUUGCAUCGGUGGGCUUGUUAUACCCAGUAGAAUGCAAGCGGUGUAGGGAUGAAUAUGUCAAACAAUGUCGAUCUUCUUGGGUGAAGCACUUCGAUAGGCAAUACUGUCAGAACAAGAGGGUUCAGAGACUUUUGGAUGAUAAAGGGUCCAGGAGAGGUCCGUUGUUGCUCCCACAGCCUUACACUUUCAAACCCAAUGCUUAAUUUUUAUCAACUGUUCAUCUAGUAGUGGUAGUUGGUCAUGCUCAUUUCCCUGAUACGUUGUGCAUGAUUUUUAUUUUUAUUUUUCCUGUACAUUCAUGGUGUGGUAAAGGAUUUCUAUACAUAAAAAAUAUUUGUGUUUAGUGUUAGUCACUCUAUCUGUCUACGUUGAAUUCUAACUGUCGAUGUUUGGUUGAAUGAUUUUUAUUUUGAAUUCAAACAACAAUUAGAAUAUCUGUCUCUAGGGGUUACAUCUAUAAGUCUAAGUGUCAAGUGCACUUGAGUGGAGAAUACCCUCAUUAGGUUGAGUUUAUUCAUGUUGGCAGGGGUGUAAACUAGGAAGAUUGUCUUGGCCCCUGUCGAAGAUGGAACAUCACAUGAUGGUUUUUCUAUGAGUGGAUGUGGAAUGAAGUUCUUGAAUGGUUUUCAUGUUUUGCAGUAUUUUUGGUUCUUGAGCGAUGGUUUAGCUCUUGUUGCUAGGACUAUAAUUAUUGGUUUGGACCUGACGGCAUGUAUUUGUUGCUUCAACUCUCAAGACUUUGACUAUUCAUAAUGUAAUAGUACACACUUCCACAAUUUUAUAGUUUCCUCAACUCUGCACGGUUUGUGUUGUAAAGUCUCGUGGCUACCAAAUAUUGGGAAUCUAUGCAUUAUUCGAAAGGAAUUGAAAUGACACAUCAGGUUAUUCGUUU
Molecule: messenger RNA, 1056 nt
Organism: Abrus precatorius (Indian licorice)
Lineage: Eukaryota; Viridiplantae; Streptophyta; Magnoliopsida; Fabales; Fabaceae
Exons: 3
Coding region: 23-367 (114 amino acids)
Cellular component (GO): mitochondrion; respiratory chain complex IV
Source: RefSeq, a predicted model, not a curated record